AUGGGCGGGGGUGUUGUGGGGGACAGUCCGAGUGGGUCCCUCCAGCCCGGCCGCCCAUCAGGACAGGACACUUGGAGUUGCCAGGGGUCACCUGGGCAUCCAGGCGAGCGAGUGGGAGUGCAGCCCCUGACAUUCCCCGGGAGAUGGCUGGGCAGGUCCUGUGUCACCCAUGGUCCUCGGGGCCACACAGGUCUCUGGGGAACAAAGGGGCAGGACCGAGCUGCGUCCCAAGGGCACCGCAAGGGUCUUGCAGGGGCCAUUCAGGUGUGCGAGGCAGCUGUGAGUUCAGGGGUCGCUUCUAACUUCCCAGGACAGCCAACCAUGGAGCCCGUGGGCAGGAAGCGCCGCAAGAGGGCUGCCAAGGUUCAGUCGGAGGCUCAAGUUAUGGCCGCCCCGGUGAAGGAGCAUGCAGGAAAGGAUCCAGUCAGUGAUGAACAUGAGGAAAGAAACCCUUUUACAGAAACAAGGGAGAAAGAUGUGACUGAUGAGCAUGGGGAAAGAGAACCUUUUGCUGAAAAAGAUGAACACACGGGGAUUCAUACCAUGAAGCUAGAAUAUAUUGCAGCUGACAUUACAGAGGACCUUGCUGCAAAAAGAAAAAUGAUAAAAAUAGAUAAAGCCGCUUAUAGGAAAACCAAGAACACAAUUGAACGUGCUUUGAGAAAAAAACAACUAAAAAGGCAGAAACGUGAUUAUAGGCAUACUUGGAAGUUGCUGAAUGUCCUUAAAGAAUACAUCGCAGACAAGCAGAAAGAUGAUGAAGAAGCAGAAGAAGCAGAAGCAGAAGAAGCAGCAGCAGCAGCAGAAGUAAUAGUAGUAGGAGAACAAGAGGAGGAGGAGAAGGAGGAGGAAGAGGAGAAAGAAGAAGAAGGAGGAGAAACAGAAGAAGAAGAAGGAGGAGGAGAAGGAGAAGAAACAGAAGAAGAAAUAAUUAAAGCAUUUCAAGAAAAACAGAAGAGGUGUCAACAAUAUACAAGUGUUAAGAGAUGGGGGCUGAAAGAGGUGAAGCCGCUACGUGAGCAAUUCAUAAAGGCUACCAAGGACUCUAAAGACAAUUAUUGCAUCAUUUCUUCCGAUGAAGAAAGUGAACUUGAUAACUAGCCGUGUUUUUAAAUAAACUCGUGUCAGAACUCUUUUGGAAGAGUUGACACUUAGUUGUCUCUUCAACCUCUGUUAUUCUGAUGACUGAAGAAAGAACUUGAACCUAUGUUAUAUGAUACAAGC
Molecule: messenger RNA, 1224 nt
Organism: Piliocolobus tephrosceles (Ugandan red Colobus)
Lineage: Eukaryota; Metazoa; Chordata; Mammalia; Primates; Cercopithecidae
Gene: FAM9A
Product: family with sequence similarity 9 member A
Exons: 9
Coding region: 1-1101 (366 amino acids)
Biological process (GO): spermatid development; meiotic cell cycle
Cellular component (GO): synaptonemal complex
Source: RefSeq, a predicted model, not a curated record